CCUGCGCAGAGUCGAGAGAAAACGCUAAACUUCUGCGGAAAACCCGGCCAACAGCGGCAGUCUCUGCGCCAGACGUGUUUGCGUUGAUUGAUCCGCAGCAGCUGAGAGGCAGAGACGCAUAAACGUCCUUUUCUGUUCACGCGCGCAUCCCGGUGCUAAGUUUGUUCCGGUCCACUCACCGGGGCUCCGGGGGAAGCAGCCAAUCACAGAAGGAGCUCGUGAAUGAAGUUCGAUAUCAAACAUAAUGUUGGUCUUUAAACUGAAGUCUGUUUAAAAUGUAAAGCCAAAUGUUUAUCUUCAAGGUGCUCAGAAGCAUUUAGUCGUGUAAACUCAGCAGAGGAGGAGCCGAGCGCGUCCUGAGGAGCAGCUGCAUUAUUCACCAGAGCAGGAAAACACACAAGCAUCAGCUCCAGAGAAGACGGAGGCAGAGCCGUUCUCCUCCUGAGAGCUCUGAACAAUCCAGCCCACGGCUCUGGAGGAUGAGCGACAGAUCCGUUUUACUUUAACUUCCCUCAAAGCAGCAGGAAACGGUGAUCUGUGUCAGAACCAGAACCACCUCACCUGUCUGCAACAGAACCCUCACAGCUUCACACCAACAGCAGCAGCUGUGCUCCUGGUUCUGCUGGCUGGGCCUGGUCUAAACCGGUCCAUGGACUCACCCCAGCCCAGCUCUGACCUUUUGUGAUGAUGUCAUUUUCAUUCUUCUCGUUCCAACCUGCCUGCUCUUGUGUGUGUGUGGAAACGUCGUUCCUGGAAGCCGCGUGUGGCUCAUCCGACCUGUUCUCCGGCUGGUGUUGUGGCGGUGGAGCAGUCCCGGCUUGUUCUGAAGACCUCUGUAGGAAAUGUCCUCCCAGGGUCCAACAUCACCUGACCGCUUGGACAAAGAGCCCACCAGCAUGGUCCAGGGUGCGUCUAACGGCUCGCGACUCAAGUACCAGUCUCUGGGGGUGCUGGUUCUGCAGACCACCAGCCUGGUCCUCACCAUGCGCUACUCCCGUACCCUAAAAGAAGACGGUCCUCGCUAUCUGGCUUCUUCUGCUGUGGUGUUGUCUGAGGUCCUCAAGAUCUUCGCCUGCACCGUCCUCGUCCUGUUUGAGAACAAUUUCAGUUUCAGAUCCAUGAACCAGCUUCUGAAAGAGGAGAUAGUCAAGAAGCCGGUGGACACCGUGAAGCUGGCCGUGCCUGCAGGGAUCUACACGCUGCAGAACAACCUGCUGUAUGUGGCCCUGUCCAACCUGGAUGCUGCCACUUACCAGGUAACGUACCAGCUGAAGAUCCUCACCACGGCGCUCUUCUCCGUCUCCAUGCUUGGGAAGAGGUUGGUCCUCCACCAGUGGCUCUCCCUGCUCCUCCUCAUGGCUGGAGUUGCUCUGGUCCAGUGGCCCACAGACUUGGAGCAGAAGGUGCUGACCCCCGGAUCUCAGUUUAUGGGUGUCACAGCUGUUCUGAUGGCCUGCCUGUCCAGCGGCUUCGCAGGAGUUUACUUUGAGAAGAUUCUUAAGGAGACCAAGCAGAGCGUGUGGGUCCGAAACAUCCAGCUCGGUCUGUUUAGCUUCGUGUUUGGAUUGAUGGGAAUGAUGGUGUACGAUGGUCGGAGUGUUGUGAAGUCUGGGAUGUUCCAGGGGUACAACACCAUCACCUGGAUCGUGGUUAUUUUGCAGGCUGUGGGGGGGCUGGUUGUCGCCAUGGUGAUUAAACACGCAGACAAUAUCCUUAAAGGAUUCGCCACCUCCAUGUCCAUCAUCCUGUCCACUCUCAUUUCCUAUUUCCUCCUGCAUGACUUUAAUCCCACCGGGGUAUUUUUUGUAGGGGCGAUGCUCGUGAUCGCGGCCACAUUUCUUUACAGCUACGAGGUCAAAGCAGCCAGCAGUGCUAUCGGAGUGUAGCCGGAGAGCUGUGGGAGCCGGCCUGCACGGGCGCAGUAGGACGCUCGGCUGGAGGAGGACUUUGGCUCUCGUGAAGAACGUGCAGGAGCAACGUUACCAGUUUGAGACGAGGCUAGAGGGGAAAACGCUGCUUUGAACACAAGAUGGGGGUUCCUUCUAAAAUACUUGGCUCCUCCUUUUCUCUUCCAAGUUCCCACUUUGACUCUCACAAGAGCAGAAACAUGUACUCGAAGUGCAACUAGAAAGAUCUGGAAGAUCACAUGAAGUUUCGUUGUUGUUUGUUUUCAGGACUUGAGUUUAGAUGUGAAAUGGGUAACAAGGUUGAGAGCGUAAUAAAACGGCACUAAACCAUCUGAUGAUGGCAGAAUGAGGGCUCCAUCUAGUGGUGGAGAGCAGCAGACCUGAGAAGCUGAGUGUUCUUGCUUAAUGGGAGGUGUCAUCAGUCAGAAAUCUCACAUUAAAGGACUGAUUUCACAUG
Messenger RNA from Nothobranchius furzeri (turquoise killifish), 2364 nucleotides. Lineage: Eukaryota; Metazoa; Chordata; Actinopteri; Cyprinodontiformes; Nothobranchiidae. The record is from RefSeq and is a predicted model, not a curated record.